This is a messenger RNA of Hyaloscypha bicolor E, 1017 nucleotides long. RefSeq lists its product as uncharacterized. The transcript has 4 exons. The record is from RefSeq and is a predicted model, not a curated record. NCBI's taxonomy places the organism in Eukaryota, Fungi, Ascomycota, Leotiomycetes, Helotiales, Hyaloscyphaceae. Bases 1 to 1017 code for a protein of 338 amino acids.
AUGGAGAGGACGAGGACCAAAAAUGGGGGAUAUGAAAGCAGUGAGAAAGAAGACGAACCUGGUGGAUCAGGGGAACGGAGACGAGGAAGGUCAAGACAUGGGGAGCAAGACAAGAGUCCACUUUGUGGAGGUUGCCCAUUUUGUUGGAUAGUCCGGUAUGGAACACCUCAAGAUGUUGGAGAGAAGGAAAGAGCAAUCAAGAGAAAUCGAUUGGGACGCAGUAAUGGAUCAGCCCCACUCUUCUCGGGAAACGGAGGGAAGGUGCGCACCUUCUUGUUGAUGCAGCCUGUUCCCAGCAGCGGCUGCUGGCUGCGCUUUCCAUUUGCAGCAGCCAACAUCAACAAAACAUCGUCUUCGCAGAUGCUUCUCCACUUCUUCCCAAAAUUAUCAAUUCUAUACCAGUAUUUCCAUCCGCAGCAUCCUCAUUCAAAUAUCAUCGGCGGCAAGAUGUCUGCAACCGUCGAGCACGCCACUUGUCCUGAGUGUCCUGCAGCGCAUCAAGACCUCGAAUCAGGCCUUCUUACCUCCACUGCUGAAGUUUCUACCCUUGCUGGAGAAGGCCAACAGGUUGAGAUUGCAAUGAAAGCUUCACCAGAGAAUCCAGAGAGACGACCAGCACCGCCUGCUGCUGCAGAUGUCCAACCACCUUCAUACGUCAGGGACCCGCAACUAGAAUCCUUGAAGCGACGACCACAACGGCACCACUGCCACCUCUCCUGGCUCCCAUAUCCGAGCGAGUUGGCCCUCAUUCGUAUCUUAUUUAUUCUCAAUGCUGUUCUUCUCCUGGCCACCACCGGCGCCUGCAUCGUUAUGCUGCUUCUUGCCAUCAGAGAAAAAGAUCCAUACCCAAGACGUCUACGAUGGUCUUUGUUUCUCCUAGAGAUUGGCUUCAUCUUCUUCUAUGCUCGAGAUUGCUGGACAUACAGCACGAAAUAUGCGAACUACUGGAAGCACAUCGACUGCAGACAUUGUGUCAAACUCGCACAGUCGAACACCACACCAGGUGGAGCAGUGUAA